This is a messenger RNA of Octopus bimaculoides (California two-spot octopus), 2638 nucleotides long. RefSeq lists its product as uncharacterized. Gene Ontology annotation, biological process: chitin biosynthetic process. Gene Ontology annotation, molecular function: chitin synthase activity. Lineage: Eukaryota; Metazoa; Mollusca; Cephalopoda; Octopoda; Octopodidae. Gene Ontology annotation, cellular component: cell septum; cell periphery. The record is from RefSeq and is a predicted model, not a curated record.
AUGUUGCUGUUGUUCUCUUUGUCGACACCUGAAGUUUUGACGUUGCCUAGAGACGGAACAUUUUCACAUCGGUGACGUCAUUAAGUUAAGGCCAUCUGAUGUUGACAUUCUCAAUUCUUUCGUUGUUCUCAAAAUUUCUCGACAGGAACACGUUCCUUUAUCAAACAUUAUGACGGCUUCUUUAUCAGCCAUCUUUAAAUAAUUACAGAAAAUUGCCGAAAUCAGUUAGAAUUCAAAAUUAUUUAUGCGCACUCCCUGCAAAACAGUGUGUUUUUCUACACAAUAAUACUAUCUGCGCAACCCAGACAAUCUCAGAAACCUAACGGUAACAGCAGAAAUGAAAUGGCGGGGUCCUAGAAGGCCGAAAAGAUUACAAACACUUUUUCAACGCACGGAGCACCAAGUUUCCGUGACUUCACAGUAUGGCGGCCAUAAUAAUAAUAAUAAUAAUAAUAAUAAUAAUAAUAAUAAUAAUAAUAAUAUCAGAAUGGAGUUCGGACUGAAAAAGUAUGGUGUGUUAGUCUUGAAGAGAGGCAAAAUCAAAUGUAUGGACGAGCUAGCGAUAUCGUCAGGGGAGGUUAUGAAGCAAAUAGAAGAGACGGAUUAUAAGUACUUGUGGAUAUUGGAGACUGAUAAAUUGAUGGAGAAAGAAAUGACAGAAAAAUCUACUUGCGCAGACUGAGACUGAUCCUUAAGUCGAAAUGAAACGGACGGAAUAAGAUUGAAGCGAUUAACACCUGGGCGGUUUCACUACGUAGAUAUGGAGCAGGGGUAAUCGCAUGGACAGUAGACGAACUAAACAGCUUAGACAGAAAGAUAAGGAAGUUACUGAUUAGAUAUGGGAUACUCCACCCAAAAAGUGACACAGACAGACUAUAUGAGGGGGAAGAGGACUGCUUGGAUGCGAACACAGCAUUAGAGCAGAGGAAAACAACAUGUAUGUAAAAUAUGCCACAUGUAAAAUGUCACAGAAACACUAUUAAUGGGAGUAAGAAGGUCAAUCUUGUGUAGAAUGGAAGGUUACAAAGAUAAAGCACUGUACAAGCACUUCAGAAUGAAUGAAACUGAAAAUAGGUGGAUAAAGAAAAUAAUGCAUGGACAAUUUCAUAGGGAUGUUGACAGACAGAGAAAAAGAUGGCUAUGGAUGACUAAACGUGAUUUAGAAUCGGAAACGGAGGCUCUAAUCUGUGCUGCCCAAGAGCAAGCACUAAGAACGAAUUACAUCAAAUACAGAAAGUGAUAAGUGCAGAAUUUGUGGACAAAAUGGUGAAACCGUAUAGAAUGUUACCAGUCAAUGUACGCCACUAGCCCAGAAUGAAUAUAAGAGACGUCAUGACAAUAUAGCAGGGAUUGCCCAUUGGACACUUUGCAACAAGUAUGGACUUGACAGGGCAAAAAUUGGUACGAACAUAUCAGUGCGACAAUGAUUGAGAAAGAAAGCAAACGAUACUGGAUCGUAGAUAUAGCAUGCCCAGCUAACAACAAGGUAUGCGAUAAGGAAGAAAGAAAAGUCGAGAUAUAUGACAGGUUAGCUUGGGAAGUUAAGCAGUUGUGGUUGAUGAAAAAGGCGGUAGUAGUACCAAUAAUUGUCGGAACCCUGGGAACAGUGAGCAAAAAUCUUGAGGAGUACAUAGAACAAAUAGGGGCUUCAAAAAGGGGGGAACACUUGCAGAAAACAGCACUGCUUAGAACCGCUCGAAUUUUCCGGCUAGUUCUCGAAAGAUAAGUGUGUGUUACUUUAGUUCACUGGUAGAGGGCAGCUGACACCGUAGUACAUCUCCAGCGUUAGAUGCUGUGCAAAGACAAUAAAACAACAACAACAACAACAACAACUAAAUAUUGAUUCCUGUCUUUUGCAGAAACAGAACUUGGAGAUCAAUACUUGUUAUUGUUUCUCGUGGGGAGUGUUUUCUAUGCCACCAUUUUACAUCUGCACGAAAGUUGGAUUAUAUUUCUUGGUUUUUUCUACAUGUUCAUGAUUCCAACCAUGCACGUCCUGCUUCCGAUUUACUGCCUGGUCAACAUCGUUGAUCAAAGCUGGGGGACAAGGGAUGGCAACAAAGCUUCCGUUCCGAAACUGGUUUGUUUCCCCCAAAUCCGUAAACGUCGAAAAAAGAAGAUAAAGAAGAAAAAGAAGGAUAAAAUUUCCGCAAGUAUGAAUUCUUCCACUCAUAGUUUUAGCCUCUUCGACAAGCAUGAAGAAGAAUUCGAAUACAAAUUCUGGAAGUUUCUACGAGAUUUCGUUAUUGGUUCAACGGUGAGGACGGGUACACCAAAUUCGGGAAUCGCUGAAAAACUCCGGAGGUUCCGCCUCAAAUGUGUUAUCGGAUUUUUAAUUUUUAAUUCGAUCUGGAUGAUCGGCCUUGGAUACCUCUUCACAAACGUUGCAACCGAAAAGUCGAAGUUAAAUGUAUUUAGCAUAAUCAAUGGCUCUCUGUUCGGGAUUUCGGUCAUCAUUCAACUAAUUGGAAUGACGACACAUCGAACCCAAGAAACUAUCGAAUGUUUUAUACGCAAAUCGAACAGACACACGAAGCGACCCGAAUGGAUAAUUGCAAAAGACAUAAAGCUUGAUGCUGUAAGUAACAGAAGUGAAAAAUAAAUCAAAGAAAACAGAUAAAAAUAAAAGGAUAGAAAA